Molecule: messenger RNA, 1779 nt
Organism: Sphaeroforma arctica JP610
Lineage: Eukaryota; Ichthyosporea; Ichthyophonida
Exons: 1
Coding region: 880-1713 (277 amino acids)
Biological process (GO): regulation of DNA-templated transcription
Molecular function (GO): DNA-binding transcription factor activity
Source: RefSeq, a predicted model, not a curated record
GCUGAUAGUUUUCUUGUGUAUAUAAGAGAUUGGGAAAGUCUCGUAUCAGCAGAGGCACGCCCUGCGUGGCCAAAGCGAUGCGGGACUAUAAACUACACUCCACCUCAGCUAUAGCAUUUAUGGAUACAACUACACCCUCAUAUCUAGUACACUUCACCUGUGUUCCGUACAGGAAUGAUGCGCACGGUGGCGGGUGUCGUGAUGUGGGGUGGACUGUGUUCUCCAGUCGUGACAGGGAUCAGGUUACGGUACCCUUAUAACAGGUCUGAUAGUAUACUUCAUUUGGCAUAGAAGUAUCUUGCACAUACUCUUAGGAUGCGCGCUAGAUGAACAUGCCUGUUAUACUAUCCACUCCUUCCUCCGGUACGUGAUCACCCCCAGCGGUGUCUCGUUCGCACAUGUGCAUACGCUCCUCAGUGCCUGUAUGCGCCAUGUAUUUCCCCGGAAUGACCUGGACACUGCCUCAGUGUUACAGCGUCAGGCAUCACGGUAUGCACAGCUAGUUACGUUGUUGUCAUAUUAAUCAGCAUAUAGUAUUAAUAUGUUGAAAUUAGCAUGAACGACAUACUUGAUGGUCCCCUGGGCCGUCAGCGUCAGCUUGUGUAUGCAAGUAAGCCUGUAGUCACGGCUGGAUGAGCAUAGGGUAGAUUGCUGCAGUCAAUCAACAUAUUUACUGAAGCGCAAUUACAAAAGUCAACUAUCGAGAAAUCUCAAACUUCAACAUUCUAAAUCAAGUGAAGAACAAUAUACAGCACGCAAUUAUACAACCACAGUAUACCUCAUUUGUAGCAAUAUUACAUUGGGUAAGCAGACAUCAAUACAUCGCACCCAGAACCAGUACAAGCUAAUAUACAAAACGUACCCAGAUAACCUGAGAAAAUGGUGGUUAAAACCGAAUUCGGAAUGAUUCACUCCCAACUGGAGGGUAGCCACAGCGGAAGCAACGACGGUGACGAGAAGAGCACGUGUGUCGACCUAUUCAAACACAAUGUAGGAAUUAAUUUCUGUGAGAAAUGUGCACCAAUAAUACCAGGCGUAUACCGACCACAGGCGUUGAUGUCGACGGUACAUUCGCGCAGAGCCCACCACGAGCUCACACGCCAGAUGCAGAACAAGAUAGCCGCCCAGAAUAUUCGCGACAGGCGAAAAGCGUAUGCGAUAUACCUCACGCAAGGUAUCGAGACACUUACUUUAGAUAACAUGUCAAGGCAGAAACGGAUCGAUGACGCCAAAGCUAAACAGCAGACCUUACAGCAGGAGUACGACAUGUUGGCACAGGAACUACAGAGGAGGCAAAUGGAACAGAGCUUCACAGAUGCGGUCAUGAUGUUUGAGCUUUCGGAUGCGGACGCUUCGGAUACUUGUGUAGAGUCCUCUGAUGACGAGUACUUCGACACGCCGUCUGUGGCGAAUGUUAGUUCACCACUACUGUGUCAAUACACUGUAGACGAGAUAAUGGCAAAUCCAAUCACGCCGCUGACUCCUGCACUGGCAGGCGUCACCGUAGGAAGCCCCGGUUACAUUGAUACAUUCGAUACACUGUCUACGCAUAGCCCGACUACGAGUUUGACGUUAGAUAGUUCUCCUUUGCCGCCGGUCAGUCCAAUCAUGAGUUCACAGCUUAGCCCAUAUUCAUAUACCGAUGUGGGAGGUUUGGAAGAGAUGGAACUGAGUUCGUUUUCAUAUUCUCCUUACAGUUUGAGUGAGAGGUAGCCUCUACCAAACAUUAGUCUUAUAAAUCAAUAAAUACAAAUUUCAUACACGUAAUAUAAAAGUCAC